GGAGGGAACUCGAGUCUAACGGUUUUUAUUUCCGAGAAGUGAUUUUCAUUGCGAGUUUAGUUGUGCGUCCUUUUAAACGUUUUAAAUUUGUUUAUAAACAAUGGAUACGCAGCCCUCCGUUGCGAGCUAUUUCAAUACAAGAAAGAAGACUACGCUCGAGGAUAUUAAGGCAACGAGAAGUAGUAAACUGCAAUUGGAUAGUGAAUUAACCACAACAGUUGUGAACGCAGUUCAAUUGAAAGGUUUAGCAAAUGUGAAGAAAGCCAUCUUCUGUGAUGAUAUCCAGGAAGCUAAAGAAGUGACUGCAAAGAUUGUAACUGUGAAAAAUGUGGAAACUAAAGCUAAGACCAGGAGGGCAACUAAGGUUGCCUCCGCUAAGAAAAUUAAAGAGAACAAGAAUCAGCCAGAUAUUCAGGAGUUGUUCAAAAAGAUGAAUAAGACUGACUCUACAAAGGAUACCAUGGAGGUGGAUCCGGAGCAAAAUCUAAAAACACCACCCUCAACACCGACAAAGAGAGUGAACAUUAUGGAUACUAUAAAAGUUUCUGGAAAUGAACCCACUUUCAAUGAAAUUAAGCAAAAAUUGACUAGGAGUUCUCGUCUGGCUGAGCUUAAGGCUUCUAUGGCCAGAUUCAAAGAAGGUCAAGCAAAGUUGGAGAAAAAACAAGAAUUAAAGACACCAGCAUCACCAAGUUUAAACAAAUUUAGGAAAUUAGAAUUAGAAGUAACUUUAAGUCCAAAGAAAUUCCAAUCUCCAGAAAAGGCAUAUUUGAGUCCCAAAAAGGAUGUUACUGCAAGGAAGAAUCUAUUGAAUUUAUUGACACCAACCAAGAAUGCUCUCUCAAUUCCAGCAAGUCCCAGUAAACAGUUGUUCACAUCACCACAAAAGGCUGCUCUAACCCUUCCUUACAAGUACAGGACUUUGGCUGAGCUUUUCAGAAGCAUUGACACUGUCUGCCAAAUUAUGCACAACCGAAAGGAAAUCAUUACUUUCAAGAAGUUGAAACCAGCUGUGGAGGAGUUAAUCAAAAGAAAUAUUAGGGAAUCACAUCUUGGACAAAUUAAGACCAUUUAUCCAGAUGCCUAUAAAUUCAAACAAGAAAAGUUGAGAGCCUAUGGAAGUGGCCUGAAUCAAGAGCAAUGGGAGUUGGUGAUUGAGCCUGUGAUUGAUCAGGAAUCGAUGACAUCGCAAGUGCUCUUAGAUCGCCGCAGACAUUUGUACAACACCCUCAUAAAUAAAACGAAAGUAUUGCAUAAUGAGUUCCUAUUGACUCUGGAUCCGCCCAUGCACAUUCCUCUGGAGAGCUUGAAGAAGUGGCAUCCAGAAUUUGAUAUCGAAAGAGUACCGGACUUGGAGAAUGCCGAGAUUCCGCAGCCACCGGACGAGGAAAAGUUUUCAUCCGGAAAAGACGUAUUGGAGAAGGCAAAGGCUAUGUUCAAUUGCAAUACGCGGAUGGAACAAGCUUUGGAAAGACUGAAGAAAGCCCAAGAGCUUCAACCGAAACAACCCGAAAAGACUCCCGAAGUUUCGUCUGUGCUUAAAGGUGUACCAAAGGCUCUGCUAGAGAAGGUGCGACAGAGGCAGGCCGCUAAAGCUUUGGAGUCAAUGACGAGGUCCGAGUCGAAAGAAAAAGAAAUUCAACUGUAUUCGCGGCUACCCGAGUUCGCAAGGCUCACGAGGAAUAUUUUUGUUGCCGAGAAGAAAAACGUCCUGCCCAUUGACACGGUGCUAAAUAAAUUGACGAACAGCAUCAGAAACUUUAUGACGAAGGCGGAUAUCGAGGAGCAUUUGCGUACGCUCUCCAAAGAGAUGCCCACGUGGAUGGUCUUCCACGCGAUCAGAAACGGCACGUUCAUUAAAAUCUCUAAGGAUGCCGACAUAAGCAUAGUCAUUAACAAACUAGAUGCCUUGCUUAAACAGAAAACGGAUGGAUGAACUUGGAUCAUUACGAUUUUUGCGAUUUUUAUUUAUAAUAUUAUCAUGAGCAUGAUUUUUAAGU
Molecule: messenger RNA, 2000 nt
Organism: Nicrophorus vespilloides
Lineage: Eukaryota; Metazoa; Arthropoda; Insecta; Coleoptera; Silphidae
Product: DNA replication factor Cdt1-like
Exons: 2
Coding region: 101-1936 (611 amino acids)
Biological process (GO): DNA replication preinitiation complex assembly; regulation of DNA-templated DNA replication initiation; DNA replication checkpoint signaling
Cellular component (GO): nucleus
Molecular function (GO): DNA binding; DNA polymerase binding
Source: RefSeq, a predicted model, not a curated record